Messenger RNA from Rana temporaria (common frog), 4948 nucleotides. It is a transcript of the gene ANGPT1, whose product is annotated as angiopoietin 1. Lineage: Eukaryota; Metazoa; Chordata; Amphibia; Anura; Ranidae. The record is from RefSeq and is a predicted model, not a curated record. Gene Ontology annotation, biological process: angiogenesis; Tie signaling pathway. Gene Ontology annotation, molecular function: receptor tyrosine kinase binding. The transcript has 9 exons. The coding region runs from base 358 to 1854 and encodes 498 amino acids.
CUUGAAUGUGCAGCCUUAAUAAAACGCACAAGGCUGUGAGUGCAAAUAGCAGUCCUGCUGCAGGCACAGCACAGGCUAAGGGGACCAGGCUUUGCAUGUGCAGCCGAGUGGCUAAUCUUUGGACUGCAAAUGAGUGGACACAAUAGAUGCUGGCUGCCAAUGCUCUAAAUAUAUCUAUUGGAGCUGAAAAGACGUUAUCACUGGGGUGACACCAAAAUAGUGCAGCUGGAGCAAAUCCUUUCCUUUUUUUUUUACAGUGCUGAAACUUUGUAUCCUAAACUUCCCUGGGAGAAAUUAGGAAGCCCUUGAAAGGAAACCUGCACUUCUUUUUUUUUUUUUAAACAAGUUGAGGAGAAGAUGGCAUUGGGGAUGUUGUAUGCCCUGUGGGCAACCCUGAUGGUGAGCAUAGAGGGCAGUGGGCAGAGGAAAGGCACAGACAGCGCAGGGAGAAGAUUUAACCGGAUCCAGCAUGGCCAGUGCACUUACACUUUUAUUCUGCCUGAACUGGAUGGCAAUUGUCGUGAGGGGGCUACGGAGCAGCAGUACAACAACGCGCUGCAGAGGGAUGCUCCGCAAAUGGAUCAGGAUUUUUCCACCCAGAAAAUUCAACAUCUGGAGCAUGUCAUGGAAAACUACACGCAGUGGCUGCAGAAAUUGGAGAACUAUAUUGUGGACAACAUGAAGUCAGAGAUGGUUCAGAUGCAGCAAAAUGCGGUUCAGAACCAGACGGCUACUAUGCUGGAAAUAGGAACAAAUUUGCUGAGUCAAACGGCAGAGCAGACUAGGAAGCUCACUGAUGUGGAAACUCAGGUUCUCAAUCAAACUUCCCGACUGGAGAUUCAGUUGUUGGAAAACUCUUUGUCGACAUACAAGCUUGAAAAACAGCUCAUUCAACAAACUCAUGAGAUUGUAAAAAUUCAGGAGAAAAACAGUCUAUUAGAAAAUAAGAUAAUGGAGAUGGAAGGGAGACACAAGGUGGAACUGGACACAAUAAAAACGGAGAAGGAGACGUUACAAGGCCUUGUCUCCCGUCAGACCCACAUCAUACAAGAGCUAGAAAAGCAGCUGACCAAGGCCACAAAUAAUAACAGUAUCUUACAGAAACAACAACUGGAGCUUAUGGAUACUGUUCACAAUCUGGUUAAACUCUGCUCCAAGGAAGGAGUUUCAAUAAAGAAUGCAAAGAGAGAUGAAGAGAAACCUUUCAGAGACUGUGCAGAUCUAUACCAUGCAGGCUUCAACAAAAGUGGGGUGUACACAAUAUAUAUAAACAACGUUUCUGAACCUAAAAAGGUGUAUUGUAAUAUGGAAACGGCAGGUGGAGGCUGGACAGCAAUUCAGCACAGAGAAGAUGGAACCGUGGAUUUCCAAAGAGGCUGGAAAGAAUAUAAAAUGGGGUUUGGCAGCCCAUCUGGUGAAUUUUGGCUGGGGAACGAGUUUAUAUUUGCAAUAACGAGCCAAAGGCAGUAUUCAAUGAGAAUUGACUUAAUGGACUGGGAAGGCAAUCACGCACACGCACAGUAUGACAGAUUCCACAUAGGAAAUGAGAAACAGAAUUACAGAUUAUACUUAAAGGGUCAUAGCGGAACAGCAGGAAAGCAAAGCAGUCUGAUCUUACACGGGGCUGAUUUCAGUACAAAAGACGCGGAUAACGACAACUGUAUGUGCAAGUGUGCGCUUAUGCUGACCGGAGGUUGGUGGUUUGAUGCUUGUGGCCCUUCUAAUCUUAAUGGAAUGUACUACAACGCUGGCCAAAACCAUGGAAAACUGAAUGGAAUAAAAUGGCAUUAUUUCAAAGGGCCAAGCUACUCUUUGCGUUCAACAACAAUGAUGAUUCGACCAUUGGACUUCUAAUUCAGAAGAUAAUGACAAUGGAAUACUUUCAGUUAUGGGAAGUUUAUUUGUAUUUUAUAUCAGUUGUGAAAAUAUGGAAUGACUUACAGUAUUCCCAGCACACAUAAGGAAAUCCGUGUGAGGGUUUGCUGAUCUCCUUUUGGAAAUAUACCUUCACAAUCAAAGCUGCUGGAUCUACAGCAAACAACUGCAAAAAUGGUUGAGCCAUUAUGGAUUUGUUCUUCAUUGACUCAGUGCUGAACUUGCCAUAAGAUAACAGGUCCUGUAUAUCUCAUGGUAUUGAAACUGAGUAGUCAGUAUGUUUUGAUAAAAAGACACAUAUUACCCAACAAUUCUCGAUGAUUAUGUGGACUGGGGAAAAAAUAAAAAACUUUUGCAUCAACGCACAUUUAAAACAUUCUGGUUCAUGCUAUUUCUAUAUUUUUCUAUGGACUUUUUCAGAAGACUGUCUUCAUGGGCUGGAUAUGUAGAUACGCAUCAAAUCUUUCAAUAUACUUUCAAAAUGAAAAUGUGAAUUUGUUCCAUUAAGUAUUAAAACAUGAACCUUUUAUAUCUGCUUAAAGUGCUUGGGGGGUGUAGGCACAAAAACAACUAAAAUACAAAGAAAAAAUAACAUUGUUACCAAACAAAAACAAUUUAAUUCUUCCAUCAAUGUGGUUGGUUGGUAUGUGAUAUCCUUGUUUAACCAAUAAAUGUGUUUUUUGAAAAGAGGCCACUUGGGCAGGAAUAGAUGAAAAAUGUAAAAGGAAGGGUAAUGAAAAUGUACCUGCUGGCCACAUGCAAAGGAAUAAUCAUUUUGUGACAAUAAGCAUGUUUUAGUAGCUCACUGGAAAUCAACAUAACUGAUUUAAUAAUGGUAUCAAUAUUAAAUACAAUGUAUAAAGACCUGGAUGAGUGCAAUGGCCACAUGGAGAUAACGUCCUUUAUUUCAAGUUGGGAAUAAGCGGCAGGUACCUUUAUUUUGGGAUCUUAUUACAGACAUCCAUAGGCAUGCAACUAACUAUGAUCAGUGAAGGCAAAUCACUGAAAGACAGCCCUUGAUAUAAGCCACAUUUAAGAAGAUGUCUUCUAUAAAUAGAAUAGGUAUCGGUAGCUUGUCAAUAUAAAAUUAUAUAGGAGGUGGCACUGGAAUUUGGUGAGAUGGUUCAGAGAACCAACACAUAUCUGUCUUCUGGAAUGAAGCGAGUGAUUCCUUUUGCAGCUUCCUUUAGUCCAAAGGUGCCAGAACAAAAUAGUGGAACUUUGGAUGUGACCAUCAAAAGAAAAAAGGUGGAGUCCAAACUGAAGAGUUCAGUAAGCUUUAAGUUGAAAGUUUCUAAAGUUUUUACUCAUUACACCCCACGUAUAUAAUCAACUUUCAACUUCCUGCCAGUUCAUUUGGCACUCUCUUUUUUUCCCAUUGCAUGUACCACGUUGAGGUCACCAGUUCCUCAGUAACUGAAUGGACUGAUAUUUUUUUUAAAUAUUGCUUCAACUCACAAAGGGUCUUAAGUAAUAAAAACACAAAUUUAACUGUGGCUGGCAACAACCAAUGAAAAUGCUUGUUUUGUGCCAGUGCACCAGCUGGUAUACCAUACAUCAGCCUCAAUAUGGUUGCCACAAUAAUGUCUCAAGGGAAAUAGUUUGGGCUGUUCAUGGUAGCCAUGAAGAUUCUUCCUAGCCCUUUCUGAUUUCAUUAGGAGUAAUGGAAGCUGGUAUAUUAGUACCUAUGGGUAUCACAGAAAUACUUUGUUUUGUACAUCAUGUCCAAAGGCAGGGGUACGGUCGCUGUCAGAGUAGGCCUGCAGUGUACUAGGGUAUCUACAAUGAUAUCAUCUCACCCUAGACUCAAACCAAAUUGUAACAAUAGAAGGUACUGAUCACAGUUCUCAUAACAGCUUCCUAUGUCAUGAGAGUGAAGUGUUUGCAUCAGGUUAUGUUAAAAGGUGGGGGGUGCUAAAAUGUAAGUGGCAGUGCUUUGCAUUAUUGCAACUCAGUACAUUUCUAAAAUACUGUUUAACUUUCCAAAUAAGGGGAAGCUUUACUAUAUGCUGUCAGGAUGCUGUCAGUUACUGUGUGAAGAGUGUAGAGAGACUGAAACAUAUGAGGUAUUAAACAACAUACAUACAGUAUACGUCUGCACGUCAAAGUUGGCCGUUGAGUUGCAAAAAAUUACAAACAAAUGUUAUUAAACAUUUGCUCUACAGCAUGCUACUAGGGAGGAUGUAUGUGUAGCACACAGUUACACUUGCAGAAAAGACCAAAAGCACAUCUGCACCAACUAUGCUUUUAAAUGUAGUUUACAUAUAUAUUUUAAUAAGAUCACAACAAUAUAUGGGUUUGAAGCACAAGUACCACAAGAAGAAUAAACCAAUUUAAGCAAAUCAAUUCUCAUUUACCCAACCACAAUACGGUAUUACAGUACAUGUUAAAGCUAAAUUGUUACACAAGGUAGCUGUAAAAAAUACUUUUUUACACUUUUAUUUUUCAUAGCUUUGUUUAUCUAUAAUAAACCUUAGUAUACAUGUAUGGAGUAUGGUUGUACAACAUAUAUAUUAUGCAUAUGUUUGGUAUAUUUUUGGUAUAUGACCUCCUUGUAAGAGGCCCCUGCUUUCUAUAACUACAUUCCCUUCCAAGUCACUGUUUGUAAAAAGCAAGUGGAUAGGGAGAUCAGAACUUUUCAUAAGCAUGUUUGUUCCAGAUCUGUGACUCAACAUAUACUGAAGCCAGAUAUCUAUAUUACAGCUAAUCAUGUUCAGAAUGAGAGGUUAGGAAUGGUGGCCUUCAUAUUUUUAUUGGUACAGUAUCCAAAACUCAACUCAAACUGAGUUUUGGUUGAAGACUGAAAGGUUUAAUCACCCACUGUCCGAUGACCUCUCUUAUAUAUGGUGGACCCUAGACAUGAGAUCCGGGCUCUACCCACAUAAUGAAGAGGUCUCACUUUCUCUGCUGGAGACUCCCUAUGCCCUUAUUAUAAUGAGUGAGGCCACCUUGACUGACUAAAGUUUAUGAGUAUUUGGUUUAAUUGAACACCUCUUUAUAUGAAUCCCUAAGAAAUGUCAAAUACUUAUAAACCUCUAACCAACAUAGGGAUUAGGCAAUCAAAAAAAAAAAA